GGUUACCGUCCCCCAAAACCUCGCGCCCCCUAUAUAUUUAAAACCCUAAACCAUCGUUCUUACUUCGUGCUACUUUUCCAUUGUUCUAAAACCCUAGCCGGAACUAUCCUUCGCCGUCCCCUCUCUCAGUCACUGAAAUGAGACCUCCUCGAGGCCGCGGCGGUGGUGGUGGGUUUAGGGGCAGAGGUGAUGGAGGAAGGGGAGGCAGAGGCAGAGGUGGCGGUGGAGGUAGAGGCGGCGGUGGUGGUAGAGGUAUGUCAAGCCGUGGUGGUGGUCGUGGAGGUGGAGGUGGAAGAGGUCGUGGUGGAGGUAGAGGAGGGGGUAUGAAAGGUGGAAGCAAAGUUGUUGUUGAACCUCAUAGACAUGAGGGUAUUUUCAUAGCUAAGGGUAAAGAAGAUGCUCUUGUCACGAAGAAUAUGGUAACUGGAGAAUCUGUCUACAACGAGAAGAGGGUAUCCGUACAGAAUGAAGAUGGAACAAAAAUUGAGUACAGAGUUUGGAACCCAUUUAGGUCUAAGUUGGCUGCUGCUGUUCUUGGUGGUGUUGAUGACAUAUGGAUUAAACCUGGUGCUCGAGUGUUGUAUCUUGGUGCUGCUUCAGGAACAACAGUAUCUCACGUCUCAGAUGUUGUUGGCCCUUCCGGUAUAGUGUAUGCUGUUGAAUUCUCCCAUAGAAGUGGUAGAGAUUUGGUCAACAUGGCAAAGAAGCGCACUAAUGUUAUACCUAUUAUUGAAGAUGCUAGACACCCAGCUAAGUACCGAAUGUUGGUUGGUAUGGUGGAUGUGAUAUUUUCAGAUGUUGCUCAGCCAGAUCAGGCAAGAAUCUUAGCACUUAAUGCGUCAUACUUUCUCAAAGCCGGUGGCCAUUUUGUUAUAUCUAUCAAGGCCAACUGCAUUGACUCGACAGUUCCUGCAGAGGCUGUGUUUGCAAGUGAAGUUAAUAAGCUCAAAGCAGAUCAGUUCAAACCGACUGAGCAGGUGACCCUCGAACCAUUCGAGCGAGAUCAUGCUUGUGUUGUUGGUAUCUAUAGGGCGCCAAAGAAACAGAAGGCUGCUGCAGCUUCUUAGACAGUCAAAACUGUGAUCUGUAGUUUAUCAAUGUUUCUUAUCAAUAGCUUGUAGGGGCGUAGGUGAGGCCUUGACGUUAAAAGAAAACCAAUAUAACUCAGAUUGUAAGAUUUUUAUCGUUCACAAUUUUGGUGAUUAUUGAGGAAAGAACUUCUGCAUCUUUUUUCUUCU
This is a messenger RNA of Cucumis sativus (cucumber), 1238 nucleotides long. Its product is annotated as mediator of RNA polymerase II transcription subunit 36a. Gene Ontology annotation, biological process: box C/D sno(s)RNA 3'-end processing; rRNA methylation. NCBI's taxonomy places the organism in Eukaryota, Viridiplantae, Streptophyta, Magnoliopsida, Cucurbitales, Cucurbitaceae. Gene Ontology annotation, molecular function: RNA binding; rRNA methyltransferase activity; histone H2AQ104 methyltransferase activity. The record is from RefSeq and is a predicted model, not a curated record. The transcript is spliced from 6 exons. Gene Ontology annotation, cellular component: nucleolus; box C/D methylation guide snoRNP complex; small-subunit processome. The coding region runs from base 138 to 1067 and encodes 309 amino acids.